This is a messenger RNA of Anopheles aquasalis, 2594 nucleotides long. RefSeq names its product female sterile (1) Young arrest. The record is from RefSeq and is a predicted model, not a curated record. Lineage: Eukaryota; Metazoa; Arthropoda; Insecta; Diptera; Culicidae.
UAAACAGCGCCGACGAUCGGCCAUUAUUGCGGCGGCCAGCAGGAUGGCGGCGAAGCGUGUCUAGAGUGUGUUCGCGGUUCUACGAUACGGGCAUCUUACUUUCGCUGAUCGACCAACGCCUGAUUUCAGAAUGAUUAUCUCAGCUGAGGUUAAAUGCCGAACCUGUGAUCUGGUGUUUUGCUGUGCCAAGUGCCGCAUUAAGCACGAAGAUGGCACCCAUCCUGAGAUGGCCAUGAUACGCAAAAUUUGCUACAUUUGCAACAACCGUCCAUUCCCGUUGCGUAGAGACACAGUCAUUUCACCGAAUAACCUACUGCUCGCGCACGUUUUUAAGGAGCACUUGCCGCUGCGUUGUAACAGCUGUACGCAGCUUUUUCUUUCGCCGGAUGACUUUCACAAGAUCGGCAAAUGCUUUCAAUUUUGUCCGACCGCAGCCGCAGCUGAAAAGCAGGGUGGAUGUUUGCUUGAAAGUCAGCAGGAAGUUGCCACGAUACCAGUGCCGGCUCGUCGCAGAACGGUGGAUGAUGAUGAAGAGAAGGAAAAUGUUGAUAAAGGGAUCGCUGUCAUUGUGCCGGCCGUGACAGAACCUAAGCAGCGGCCUCAGAAACGGAGAAGCAUCCCGCCAUCGGGCGAUCUGUAUCCAGUUCCCGAGCCCCAGCAGGAGACUGGUGAAGAGGUAGAUGAAGCUCUGCUAACACCUCUGACCAAAAUUAACCUUCGCUGGAAGCGCAAAAGCCGCCAAAGUUUCGAUAGUCUCCUCUCGACCACGGCAAAUAACAAUAGUUCAACGCUGGAAGGCAAUCGUGUGGCUGAUGCGCCGGGGAAACGAUCUAAACUUGUUCGCAGCACCUCUACACCGAUGUACCAGUGGCAGAUACUACCAUCGAUGAAGUUGUCGAAUGAUUCGUUUACGGCGACCUUGGGCCAAAUGUCGAGCAUACACUGUAGCAGCGGCAGUGAUACGGAUAGUCGGGCGGAUGAUAUCUGUUCUCCGCCACCGAUGUCAGCACCAUCACAGCCACCGGCACCAGAGAUCGUAGUAGCCGAACCAAGCCCAGCGGAAGACUUUCACAAGGUUCGCGCAAUUAUUCGCAAUCAAUCAAAGGCAGCAGCCACACCGUUACGGCAGGUUAUGUCGAAGAGCAUCCAGCGGGCGAUCGCUCAGCACACCCAACACACCCGCCAGCAGCAAUAUCAGCAGCUCGGUGCGUACUCGAAGAUGCUACAGCCAGGAACGCAGCGCAAAAUGAGCUUCAGCUCGUCGAUUAGCAGUGUGGGCAACGAUAGCAGCAGCAGCAACAACAGUACGAUCGCCUCUCCGGUACCCGAUCCAUUAGAUCUUCGUACAACGCCUGUCAUGAAACGGGGUGGAAAGGAAACACGGGCCAAGUCCAUGACCACGGUGCAACCCUCCAUCGUCAGCGCCGUAAACGAUGUGCAGCAUCCGGAUAAUGAGAACGAAACCGAGUACUAUGAAACGCAUCGCGAUCUAGAAUCGUUACGCGCGGCGGACGAAACGACGGCAGCCGAACGAGAAAAUCAAGAAAACAAUUGGAAGCUUGGCAUAGGGCAGCCGGUCAACCGUAGCUACGAGCGAACCCCAAAAACGUCUGGAACACUGCUUAAAAAGGUGAUCUCCUUCCACGGUAUUAGCACAGCAGCGCAGGCUGAUAAAAAUAAUACGGAGCAGGAGGCGGAUGAAGAGGACGUUUGGGGUACACCGUGUGCGGUGGUGCCACCGAUGCGGAGCUAUAGCUGUUCAGCGGUUGGUCUCGGCAAUACCUUCCAAGCAACAUCGUCGCCGAUGGAUCCAGCAAGCGAAGCCAACGCUGAUGAAGUUUUCUCUGCUUCAACGGAGCAGAAUGUUCCAAAGGAGAAGGCAGGAAGCCAUAAGGAAUACGAGAUGGGAGCUGGAAAAAUGGCUGGUCCCGUUGGUGGUGGUGGCAGCCGACUUUGGUCAAUAGUUUCGAACGUCAUUCGUCUUGCAUCGCGUAGUGACGUGCUGCAAGAGGAAUCGCCACAACCCGCUGCCGAAUCAUCUGCACAGUCUGUCGGUGGAGGGAUCGUACGACGUGCCAUGUCCUUGGCCGAUUAUCUCAAGACACGCUACACCGGUGAACAUGGUGGUGGUGCAGUACGGCGAACAUCAUCCUCCGGUUCGGACGAGUAUCGCGUUGCUGCUGCCUCAAACUGCAAGAAGCGAAAACGAGCUACAUCGGUGUAUGCCGCCCGAUCCGCGUACGGUGCCCCGCCGAUGCUGCCAUCGGUGACGAAGGUGACCUAUAGUCCAGCCGCCAAACGGAAGCGUAUCCAGGCUCGCCAGCCCAUCCGUCGGCUGCGACAUGGAAGUGACGAUAGUGGCAGCAACUGAAACGUAUCACCAUUCAUAAUCAUGCUAGGAAUCUUGCUCUUCCGAUAGAUAGUCUGUGUCCGACGUGGACCACCGAAACGAAGAUUGUCAUACGUCGAAUACCCCGCAAUGGUCUUCCGUGUUUGUCGGUGCAUUAUGUUUAAGGGAAGAUUGUAAUUUUUAACGUGCCAUCAUUGCUAGAUUUGAUAAGAUGGAAAUAAAAGCGGUUUAUAAAUGCCUCCAA